AUGUCCAGUUUGACACUUCUCUCAGAUCAACACAAGCUCCUCUCGAGCUCAAGCUCCACCUUUCCUCUCGGAGGAAGGUCAAACCCUCUAAUAACAAAUUCUCCUUCGAAGAGACCAGACCCGCCUUCGAAAGAGUUUCCGACGGCAGAAGAGUCACGGGCGAAGCGAAGAAAAAUCUUGAUCGCUGACGAGUUGUAUCGCCCUUCAAGAUGUUACCCGAUGCUGUGGAGCAGCCAGGAAAUACGAAUGUUGGAGCUCGACUCAGGAGAAAACAGUAGCCUCCUGCAUGGAAAUUUUCAAAAUGUGCUGUUGGAAUCCAAGCAGGAAAUACGAAUGUUGGAGCUCGACUCAGGAGAAAACAGUAGCCUCCUGCAUGGAAAUUUUCAAAAUGUGCUGUUGGAAUCCAAGAGGGCAAGAUAUGAGGCCCUUUCAUACACUUGGGCCGAUUCUUCUGGAGACUCUGUUAGGCGCAGACCAAUGUUCAUUGGACCAUACUGGGAUAUCAUCCCCAUUACUCGGAACUGCGAAAAUGCUCUCCGUAGCGUUCGACUGGUUGGCGGUAGCUCUCGGACUCUUUGGGUUGAUUCUCUAUGUAUCAAUCAGGACGAUAAGGAAGAGCGAAAUGCUCAAGUCGCUCUCAUGCCACAGAUAUACGCCACGGCUAUUGGGGUUUUGGCAUACCUUGGCUCAGCUACUGAUGACAGCGAUAGAGCCCUCACGGCUAUAUUCAACUCAAUGUCUCAUCGCAACUGUGGUCACAACGGGGAAGAGAGAAAAGCUUGUGCAGAAUGCGAAGGACCUAUCCAGAUGCUUUUUAGUCGACAGUACUUUCGGAGGCUGUGGGUUGUUCAGGAGGUUGUUCUGAGCAGAAAGCUGACGCUUUACUGUGGCUCAAGGUCAACUCCUUGGCCUUUCUCGGGAAUAUUGACCCCUUUUGUUCACAAUUCCUGGAUUAUCACACGGGACAAAGCUACACUCUGUCCUCUACGAAAUCUUCUCGGCCUCAUGAUAGACACUAGCGACUGUUUAUGCAAGGAUCCCCGGGACAAAGUAUUCGCUCUGCUAGGCUUAGCCUCGCGAUGGAAUACGUGGCCAAUCUACCCCGACUACAAGCUUACCGUGGAAGAGGUCAGCAUUGGUAUUGCGGCAUAUUUGACGCAGAAAUGUGGCCUCGGCUUGGCCGUUCUUCUCUUUGCAGGUGCAAACCGAGCUAGGCGGAGCACUCUGCCCUCCUGGAUUCCAGACAUACAGGUACCGUUUCGUGAACGGGGCAGUGGUGGAAACCUUUACGAGAGGCUCGUAAAGUCCGGAAAAAUUGAGGGGAGUGAGAGGUCCAGGUUCGAUAACGUCGUGUUGAACAUGGGAACUCUCUCCUUGCAAUUGCCCUCUCCCUUCGAUAUUCAUAUCAUGUCGCGAAGCGGAUACUUAGAGGUCACGGCAAUCAAAAUUUGCAAUCUUCGGAGUUUCUUCACUGAGGACGGUCGAUAUCGGCAUUCGUUCGUUCGACCUGGAUUCAAAAACGGUCCGGAAAUGAAAGUUACACUCAUUCUCCCAAAACCAUCACGCAUAUACCGAGAUACCAAUGAAAUUGACGUCUCCCACCUCAUACAACAAAAUGACAAUAUUACCUCGACACAGGUGAAGUGGCAAAAAACAUGA
This is a messenger RNA of Colletotrichum scovillei, 1659 nucleotides long. Its product is annotated as heterokaryon incompatibility protein. Lineage: Eukaryota; Fungi; Ascomycota; Sordariomycetes; Glomerellales; Glomerellaceae. The coding region runs from base 1 to 1659 and encodes 552 amino acids. The transcript has 3 exons. The record is from RefSeq and is a predicted model, not a curated record.